Molecule: messenger RNA, 1871 nt
Organism: Orussus abietinus
Lineage: Eukaryota; Metazoa; Arthropoda; Insecta; Hymenoptera; Orussidae
Gene: Psn
Product: presenilin-1
Exons: 7
Coding region: 204-1721 (505 amino acids)
Biological process (GO): amyloid precursor protein catabolic process; membrane protein ectodomain proteolysis; negative regulation of apoptotic process
Cellular component (GO): nucleus; dendritic shaft; membrane raft
Molecular function (GO): aspartic endopeptidase activity, intramembrane cleaving
Source: RefSeq, a predicted model, not a curated record
GCUCUGGACGUAGAAUCGACCACUGUCGACCACAUAGAAUUUGAUUAAAGGUUAUUGUUUAGUUUUCGGAAAUGUAUAAACAAAAAACCAGAUUCGAGUGAACCUGGUUGACAGAAGUUUAUGAACGGCGAAUCACGAAUUUAUAAUCCCUUCCGAUUUGGGAGAGGUAUCCAUUUACAUUAUUAUUACCAAGAAAUUGAUGAAUGUCCGACAGUGAUUACGAUUCGGCGAACGAGUACACGAGCCUGAUGGACGGUUAUGUAGCGGAAGCGAAUUUGGACAGGACAGGCUUUGCAGCGGGUCAGCGUCGUUACAAAAGACAUAACCGAGAUGAGGCGCAAAAUGACUUGCCAGAGGUAUGUGUCGCAGGACCAGGUGCAUUACGAACAGAUAACUCAUCCCACAGAGCUGAUCUCAGAAUGGAAGGUCAGGACGGAGAACUUAAUGAUUCCAGACAAGAUAAUGACGAACGGGAAUUAAAGUAUGGAGCGACGCAGGUCAUCAGGUUGUUCCUACCAGUGUCGCUUUGUAUGCUCGUCGUUGUGGCCACUAUAGGCUCCGUUAACUUCUAUACAACCAAAGGAGUAUAUUUAGCAUAUACUCCGUUUCAUGAAGAAAGUAACGAUAUGAGUACAAAAGCUUGGCAAGCAAUUGCCAAUUCCCUUAUACUAAUGGCUCUCGUUGUCUGCAUGACCGUAAUACUCAUCGUUUUAUACAAAUAUAGGUUCUAUAAGGUGAUACAAGCCUGGCUGAUUACAGGUUCCUUGAUGCUACUUUUCUUAUUCUCUAUAUUGUUUUGCGAAGAGGUGCUGAAGGCUUACAACAUUCCAAUGGACCUCAUCACGCUAACGAUUGCUCUAUGGAACUUUGGUGUGGUUGGAAUGAUAUGUAUCCAUUGGCAAGGACCUUUGCCACUGCAACAGGCAUACUUAAUUGUGAUAGCUGCAUUGAUGGCCCUUGUUUUCAUAAAGUUUCUACCAGAGUGGACUGCGUGGGUAGUCCUUGCCGUUAUCAGCAUUUGGGAUCUUGUGGCGGUGCUGACACCAAAGGGACCCUUGAGAAUUCUCGUGGAGAUCGCGCAGGAACGUAAUGAGACGAUAUUUCCCGCUUUGAUUUACUCCUCGACGAUCAUGUACAUGUUCACUAUGAAUUACGCUGGAUAUGCAGAAGUAACAAUGGCAAGUGGAGACGCCUCCACUGCUGAAAAUGUGGCAUCACCCGCACAACCACGAACGCAAAAUCAAACCGAUCCACCAUCCGGAGACACCGAAGAAGGUGAAGCAGGUUUCACUAGAGAAUGGGUUGAGACGCAUGCUGAUCUCAGUACAAGGAGAGCGCAGGAAAUCCAAGAAAACGCCUCCACGGAGAACUCGAGACGUCAACCUCCGGAGUAUCGUACAACUGAAACUCGUCCUGAUAAUCCCCAACAGGUCUCUCUUACAGAAGAAGAGCGCGGGGUCAAGCUGGGUCUCGGAGAUUUCAUAUUUUACAGCGUAUUGGUAGGAAAAGCCUCCAGUUAUGGUGACUGGAAUACAACGCUGGCAUGCUUCGUCGCCAUCCUGAUAGGCCUGUGCCUAACGCUCUUACUUCUGGCAAUAUUUAAAAAGGCACUGCCAGCUUUGCCGAUCUCCAUAACUUUUGGUUUAAUAUUUUACUUUGCCACGCGCGACAUAGUCGCACCGUUUGUGGACAGUUUAGCCAGCGAGCAAGUAUUCAUUUAGACUUAAUUAAAUCUGAACAAUUAUUCAGACAGUGAGUAUAGUUGCGACUCCGUUUUGUGUCAUCUGCGUUUCUCUAACUUUUCUAAUUUAUUACGUCUGGACUGUAUAUUCAGUGUCGAUUUUAUAUAAAGUUUUAUCGAUAUGUAGUCA